Messenger RNA from Zootoca vivipara (common lizard), 8659 nucleotides. It is a transcript of the gene CLCN1, whose product is annotated as chloride voltage-gated channel 1. The record is from RefSeq and is a predicted model, not a curated record. Gene Ontology annotation, cellular component: plasma membrane. NCBI's taxonomy places the organism in Eukaryota, Metazoa, Chordata, Lepidosauria, Squamata, Lacertidae. Gene Ontology annotation, biological process: transmembrane transport; chloride transport. Gene Ontology annotation, molecular function: voltage-gated chloride channel activity.
UGCACUUGGUUGAUUUUACAGGAGAGGAAUGUGGUUUAUGAUAGCUGUAUAGAGAGGGUUCUGACCUCAUGUGACCACACUUAAUCUUUUUUAAAAACCGCCAUGCUUGCGUCAAUUUACCCCCAAUAAGUAUAGCACUUCUUAACAUGGUUGCAUUGGAUCUGAUGUCCUUUCCUCCAUACGGUUAUCUGGCCCACAGCAUACUUUGAAUUUGGAGGUUGCUUAUUAAGAACAUCUAAUGUCUUAAUUUGUAAAUACCCAAAUUAAAGGAUUUAAAAACCAAAGGAAAAGCCAUUUAGGUUUUUCAGAAGAAAACAGCCAAAGAAUAAGGAAAAUUGUAGCCUUAGGGAAAGUGGAAAGGAAACACUUUCACAAAUAUAUUAUGAGAACAAUCUGUGAAGCCUGUGGGAUUUAAACUUAGCUUCCCAGGGGAUGCUGUUGAGAGUCUGUCAACAAGGGCAUUCGAAAUAUACAAAGCUUUGGAUUAUGGGCUGUAAUGGUAAUAGCCGUGCAUUGGCACCUUUGCCACUAGAAUAUCCUUCUCAGUCUAAUAAUUUUGGUCAUUCUUCAUUCUUCUUUCCAAUGCUUUUUCCAUGAGUCAAGCAAAUGUCGACCUCCGGUCCACCUCCACCAAAACCCUACCGAUCACCCUUCCAGUUCUGGAAUCAUUGGCCUUGGACAGAAACAACCCCACUGGAGCCAGGAGAAAGAAAUCUUAUCACCUUUUAAUUUACUGGGCUGACUCAGUGCCAGAGCAGCAGUUAGAGGCAUUAGAGCAGAGACACAACUACUGUGUCAGAGCAUGAGCAGAACCAGGGUAUCUGGUUACACAUCCCCCCCACAGUGAGCCUUUAGCUGGAGCACUCGCAACUUCAGUUUUGUCCCAUUCCAUGAUCCUGUAACUGGGAAGCAGAAGGGAAGGCACCUCCCCCGGGAUGCCCAGUUUCCCCAUUUGCAGACACUGGAUAUGACUGGGGACAACCGUCCAAAAAGGACUUUACGGUAUCAGCAGACAGUGCUCUAUGGCCAGUACACAGACAACCUCUGCAGUCUUUCCCGGAAGGAAGAAGAUGAACUCCUGGGGGAGAAGAGGCCCCAACGCAAUGGCCAGGGGCCCCUGAAGCGAGUCAGCCAGGCUGAAGUGAAAGCAGAACGCUACUCCAAGUGCCAUGCCUGUGCUAAAAGAAUCCAGAACUAUGUUACCAAGAAGAUGGGAGAAGACUGGAUCUUCUUGAUCCUCCUGGGUCUUGUCAUGGCACUGGUGAGCUGGGGGGUGGAUUACUCCAGUGCCAAGAGCCUGCAAGCUUACAAGUGGAUGUACAACUCGCUGCACCCAAGUAUCCCUAUGCAGUACUUGGCCUGGGUGACCUACCCCCUCGUCCUGAUCCUCUUUGCUGCCCUCUUCUGCCAACUUGUCUCUCCGCAGGCUGUGGGCUCCGGGAUCCCUGAGCUGAAAACCAUUAUGCGGGGAGUCGUCCUCAAGGAAUACCUCACACCUAAAGCUUUCGUGGCCAAAGUUGUAAGCCUGACAGCUGGCCUAGGAAGUGGGAUACCUGUCGGGAAAGAGGGCCCCUUUGUGCAUAUUGCCAGCAUCUGUGCUGCCGUCCUGAGCAAGUUCAUGUCCAUCUUUUGCGGUGUGUAUGAGCAGCCAUAUUAUUACACAGAUGUCCUGACUGUGGGAUGUGCAGUAGGGGUUGGCUGCUGUUUCGGGACACCACUGGGAGGUGUGCUCUUCAGCAUCGAAGUAACUUCCACCUACUUUGCAGUUCGCAACUACUGGCGCGGAUUUUUUGCGGCUACGUUCAGUGCCUUUGUUUUCCGAGUCUUUGCUGUUUGGAACAAAGAUGCAGUCACCAUCACAGCCCUCUUCAGAACAAACUUCCGCAUGGAUUUCCCCUUCGACCUUCAGGAGCUGCCAGCUUUUGCCGUAAUAGGGAUCUGUUCUGGGUUCCUUGGAGCGUUUUUUGUUUACUUCAACCGGCAGGUGGUUUUGUGUGUACGUCGACAUACGGCCCUAAGUCAAUUCCUAACCAAAUACCGCCUUAUAUAUCCAGGGGUUAUAACCUUUGUGAUAGCGUCCUUGACAUUCCCCCCAGGCUUCGGGCAGUUUAUGGCUGGAGAGUUGAUGCCCAGAGAAGCCAUUAGCAGCCUCUUUGAUAACUUCACCUGGGUAAAGCAUACAGGGGACCCCCAGAUCCUGGGAAGGUCUGCAGUCUGGAUCCAUCCCAAAGUCAGCGUGUUUGUCAUCAUUCUUCUCUUCUUCGUCAUGAAGUUCUGGAUGUCUGUCAUUGCCACGACCAUGCCGAUACCUUGCGGAGGUUUCAUGCCUGUGUUUGUGCUGGGGGCUGCCUUUGGACGCCUGGUUGGUGAAAUCAUGGCCUGGUUUUUUCCUGAUGGGAUUCUCUUUGAUGACAUUGUUUACAAAAUCUUACCUGGGGGUUAUGCCGUGAUUGGAGCCGCUGCUUUGACUGGUGCAGUGAGCCACACGGUGUCCACAGCAGUGAUUUGCUUUGAGCUGACAGGCCAGAUCUCCCACAUCCUGCCCAUGAUGGUGGCCGUCAUCCUUGCCAACAUGGUGGCCCAGAGUUUGCAGCCAAGUCUCUACGACAGCAUCAUCCAAGUUAAGAAAUUGCCCUAUUUGCCGGACUUGGGAUGGAAUCAAAUAAGCAAAUACAAUAUCUUUGUGGAGGAUAUUAUGGUGUGUGAUGUGAAAUUCAUCUCCUCCAACUGCAAAUACCGGGACCUGCAGGAUGCACUUGAACACACCACUGUCAAGACCUUUCCUCUUGUGGAUUCACCAGAGUCCAUGAUCCUGCUGGGCUCCGUGGAGCGGCCAGAGCUCCAGGCCCUUCUGCUCAGGCACCUCAGCACUGAGCGCCGCCUGCGCUUGGGCAGGGAAACGCAGCAGCAGAAACUGGCCGAGACACCAUAUGAUGGGCACAGGUGGAAGCACGAAUCCUUUGCUUUUGUGGAUGAGGAUGAGGAUGAAGAGGAGAAGCCCGAGGUAGUGAAGGAAAAGCUUCCACAACAGCCUGCUUUCAUCAGCAGUUUCUCAGAACCACCCAAUGGCCCAGUGGCUCCUCACAAGCCAUUGCCAGAGUCACCAACCCCUCAGGAAACUCCAGGACGGAGAUUCUGGCGCUUGAGGAGACUGGUGCGGUUCCUCCUGUGCCUUUACCACCCUUCACAUCAGCAAGAGAUGGCUGAGCAGGAGUCCCCAGAGUUUGAAGACCCAAUGAAGCCAGAAGAGAUAGAAGCUUGGGAGCAGGAGGAGCUAGAGAAAAACGUGUGCUUCAACAGCUGCCGCAUAGACCCCUCGCCCUUUCAGCUGGUGGAGAGGACAUCCCUGCACAAGACACACACCUUGUUUUCAUUGCUGGGACUCAGCCAUGCCUAUGUAACCAGUAUGGGGAAGCUGAGAGGCGUGAUUGCCCUGGAAGAGCUCCAGAAAGCGAUUGAGGGCACCACAAGCUCUGGUGUUCACCUUCGUCCUCCCCUGGCCAGCUUCCGUGACACUACCCAGACGGCGGGUGGCAAGGAGCAGGCCAAGUGGACUGCACAGAUGUGGAGCAAGCGGGACAGUGAUGUGGCAGCGGCGGCGGCGGCUGCGGCGGCAGCAGCAGCUCCCAGCAGUACCGCAGCAGACUCAGGGACAGAGAGCCCGGUGGCCCCUAGCUCUCCCUUCCCGCCACCCUCUCCUGCCCCCAGUGGAGGGAAGGCGGUGGUACGCUCUGCCUCAGCUGCUGAUAUGGAACUGGAGGAAAUGGAGCUUUCUGGCCCAGCUGCUGAGAACAUCUCAGGCAUCCUGAAGGACCUCAACCUGCGCCCCAGAGACGUGUCUGAGGAUGACGACGACGACGACGUGCCACUAUAAUUGUACAGAGGAGGCGCCCAUCUUGCCCCUUCACCCAAGCUACUCCUGCCAUACUUGCGCUUCGAGGAAGGGCCUGUGGGCAGCUUCUCUGGCACUAAUGGAUGGCAAUUCGCACUGGAGAGCCUUGGCUCCGUGGGCUGACUCUUCCUUCUGCCACUAUCAAUGGGGUGGGGUGUACUUUGAUUACCAUGCUGUGUUAGGCAUUCCAUAGGGCUCCAUCCCCUGUGGAGAGAUGGUCAAGGCAGGCAGUGCAGAAACUUCUCUUCAGACUAAAUGACAUGGCCACCAACAUUUUCCUCGCCUUGCUUGAUUAAAUACUUAGCUUAGAGAGGAAGUAGACAAAGGAUUUAACCUAGACUGGCUGUGGAAAGAAUGCAACCCAGGUUGUCAACAGGCCCAUAAUUGGAUAAUUUAUGCGAUGGUGCCCUUCCCUUCGUGCUCCCGGUGUGAAACUGCCUCGCCUUUACCACUUUGCACAUCUCAGAAGCCCCUCUCCUGAGAAUUGCAACUUGAAGCCACUUGUGUUUUUUUCUGCUGCUUUUCCGGACCCAUCCUUGUCCAAUGUUCCCAUCCGGAAAUCACAUCAUUUUUCCAAUAUACUGUACAGUAUCCCACUCAAGUGUGUGGUUCAGGUCAGGGGUUGUUAUGGAAUUUAAAAGCCAAGCUCAAUCUCUGCCCCGCCCACUGGAGAAACAGAAGGCAGCAGUAGGAAGGCAGUUGCUCAGCCUGAUCACUUGUUUUGUAUAUUUCUUGGAGAUGUGAAAAUUAAAUGAAGGAAAAACGCAGUGCCCUGACUCACUGUAGGAAAGGUAACACAACCAGGGCUCUGUUUGCAGAAGUCUUUUAAAAUCCUGCUUUGGAUUGCUGAGAGGGAAGAAGGGGAAUUAAUCUGACUCCCUGCAAGCCAAUCAAUUAGUGCCCCCCACCUCAACCCCAGGAAAUCUAUUAAUAAAAACAAAUUCAACCACCACCACCACCACAUCUGUUGGAAUAGAGAAAUGAGAAUAUGCACAGCGCAUUGUUCCCAUAUAGCUUCCCACCCAGGUAGGGAGACCUAUGCAGAAGCCAUCUCUGGCAAACCUAAUGGCUCCAGCUUUAUCUGAAGGUUGUAAGCCAAAUGAUACAACUAGAAAGGGUAGUAUUCUGAAGUAUUCUGAUCAUUAGCAAGGCAAAAGUUUGAGCAAGGUAGCACACAGUCUUAAAUGGUUUUGUGUUUUUUUACGUUUUUAUCACGACAUGAUGGACACUUACGCAAAGCAGUUGUCUUAAUAACUAGAAUUCCUGUGAAGAAACGGAUGUGACAAGAGGUGUGGCAAGUGGAAGAAGAAACAGUUGCUGCUUCCGUGAGCACAUCUCUAUUACAGUUGCCUAUAGGCUUUCCACCAGUUUAACAGCCAUGGCUUCUCCCCAAAACUUGAAGUUUGGCAAAGGUGCUGAACAUUCUAUUAUGAACAAUCUGCAAUGACAUUUCCCGAGAGAGAAUGACGGCUGACCCUGUUUUAAGUGGGUAGUAUCUAAAAGGGGGGGAAAUGCCUGCCUCUUGAGCUAGCCAUUACAAACACAGUUUGAUCCUCCCCAAAGUCUUAGCUGUGUCCUCCAAUCCUGCACUCCAGUUCCCUCGCUGCUCAGUUAGGGUGGGUGAAUCAGUCACUUUUGGUUCCUCUCGGUUCCUCAUUUUUCCUGCACUAAUUUCAGUUCACCGCAUCUGUUUGCUUUUUUAAAAAAUAAAAAUAAAAAAGCCCUCAUUAAAAUUCACCAACACUUUAGGGCCAAUUUCUAAUACACACAUUUUUGUAUGCAAUUAUCCCUAAUGUAAUGCAUUUUGUAUGUUAGGUUUAGCAUUUUUGUGCACUCUUCUACACCAGUAUAUAUGCUCUCUGUGCAACGCUAACAUCCGGCACCAUCCGUUGGACUUUGCAGCUGCGACGCCCCAAAAGUUCAACUAGAUCUGCCUUUGCUCAACCCCCAAUGCCUCCACACAGCUUCACCAAGCUCCUCAGCCACUGGCUGUGAAGUGGUCUCAGUUAUGCAUGCUCCUACUCCUGAGCAAGCCUUGGCUUACUAGAGAGGAGGAUCUGCAUUGGCAUUUCUUGCACAUGCAGGUGAAUACCACCUGGAGGAGUAAAGUGCCUGGCCUGCCUAUGUGAAAUGGAUAACAUGCAAUGUUUACCGUUUUUAGAAUUCUCCAGCCCUCUUGGACAGUUCCAUGGGGAAAUAAAAACAAAGUUAUUACAAGCAGAAAUCACCAGCCCGAAAGCUGUCUCAUACACAUGGAGAAAACACUGGAAAGGACAUUUAUGAAUACACUCAUGUGAUGGUAGUUUCUUAGGCUCAGAAAUGGCACAUUUGGGUGUGCGUGGGCAUGUUUUCAACAGCUGCAUGCUACUUGGAAAUUCAGUAACCGCUAGGAAACAAAUAACCUACUGAGUUUGUCUGCCAUGCAGUUGUUAGGAGCCCUUCUGGGAGAGAGAUCGAUGGUGGCAAUCCUGUCUGUACUGGGCUUGACAUCAGUUGUCUACCUACCCCAACUCCAUCAGAACCAUUUUGGACAGCGUUUUGGUACAGCUCGCUGUCCUUUGCCAGCAAUUCACCUGUUCUAGUAUAUGAGCAGCAUCUCAGUUCCCAGGGAGCUUGUGGCAAAUCAGUAUGCUCGGUUGCAGACAAAAUCCCCAUGUGGUCAGGCCCAAGGGUGUAUGCGCAGGAUUAAUGACAGGUCAGCUGCAUCUUAACAUUUAAGCAACCUGUUGGUGACACAUUCACUGCUGUUAAAGAGGAGUGUGCGUGGAAUGGGGAUUCUGACAUAUGCAUACAUCACAAAGGGGAUAGUGAUUUUUUUAGUAAUAAAAAAAUAACCCAGUUAUUUAAACGUGAUUCUGGGCAGAUUUCAAGGUUAGACAGUUCUGAGCUCUAGGCAGAUUCCAAAAUCUGUGGGGAAAGGGAAGCAAAAAUAGAGAGGUCUGCUACCAAACGUGCCUAGUUUGUUUGCCAUCUGCAUGCACUUCAGUGCUCUGCAGUUUCCAGCUGUGGAUAUGGAAGGCAAGAACUGCAUAGUGCCUGCCAAGCAGUAAACAUGGCACAGGGAGUCAACAGCAAAAACUGUUUUUAUUCCUCUUGUACUUGCCUCUCAUGUCUGCUGCACCUGUAGCCCUACCAUCAGCGCCCUGCAAACCUGCCUUUAGAUGCCUAGUUCUUGAAGCAGGAAGCCUGCUUCUGGGCAAGCACCCUUUCAGACUGUAUGUGGAAGUUCACAUGUUUGAAUUCUCCACCCCAAAGUUCUUCUCGCAUAGAAAACUCAGCAUCAGGCGGGUGUUACAGUCCAGAUGCGGGGCUACUGCCGCUGUAAGAAUUAGGCCAGCAUCUCAAACGCUGAGUCCUCUGGGGAUUUUGCAAGCUUUUGCAAGCUCCUAGUGGAAAGCUAAGGCAAACUCACAGGCAGCUGCAUAUGUGCACACCUUGGAGAAUAGUAACAAUUUUGGCUUAACUAAUGUGAGCCACCUGGGUUUUUUUGCAGCAGCACACAAAUCCAUACAAUAAAUAAAUAUGUCAAAAUAUGCAUCCAAGUUACAAUGACACAUAGAAAAUAUUUUUAUUAAUACAUACAAAUGUUAAGAUACACAUUCUGUGAACACAGUGACAGCACUUGGACGUUUUACUUAAGAAAACAAACAGAACCCAAACAGAAUAUGGCCUGGUUCUCAUGGAAAGCAUCAGCCCAUGUCUGUGUCCCACUGCUUUCGGGAGCAGGAGUGGGUGGGGACUUAUAGAACUGAAUGCACCUCCAUAUAGGAUUUCAUAGGUAAAGCUACCGAGCACCCCUUUCUGCAGUGUCAGCAGUGUGAAAUUGUACUGCCCAGACGUAGGCCAAUAAGGUAUAAAGUAGGAUUAAAAAAGAAACCACAACACAACUGCAAGAAUGUUAUGUAUGUUACUCGUAUUUUGUGUGUGUCAAUAAUAAUAAUAAUAAUAAUAAUAAUAUAUUAUUUGUACCCCACCCAUCUGGCUGGGUUUCCCCAGCCACUCUGGGCAGCUGCCAACAAAGAUUAAAAUACAUUAAAAUGUCACACAUUAAAAACUUCCCUAAACAGGGCUGCCUUCAGAUGUCUUCCCUAUGUUUUGAAGGGUCUGGGAUGUACCCAUUAGCUUUUCAGGUUGGGUUAUUGGUUUCUAGGCCAACAAUCUCAACAGGUGGUAUAUUAUUAUUAUUAUUAUUAUUAUUAUUAUUAUUAUUAUUAUUAUUAUGCAGGGGAUACAUAAAAUGUCGAGUACCUGUCAAGGUGCACUUCUCGGAGUUGGGGGGGGGGAAUUCUUCUGAUAAUGGUCUUGCUCACAUGUAUGGACGGAAGUGUCUUCAUUGACAGCACAGGCCUUGGUUAGCAUGCAGGAGAAGUGUGCUUCUUGGAAGUUGCUCCGCUCUGUUUGUUUGCCUCUUGAUCUUGCCUCUUAGAACUGUACUCCUCUUCUGGGUCAUGCUGCAUUAUUUCAUGGAUCGAUUCCCCCAUCCCCAAUGUUUCAUAUACAAUGUGACUGUAAUGGAAUGUCAUUCUGAGGCAGGGGAGGGGACAGGGCAAGGAAGUUACAAGGCUCGUUGGGCCAGGCCAGGAUCUCCACUGUCAAAAAGGCUGUUUUCUGGCAACAGGUCAUAUUACCUUUCAUUAGUAUCAGGCAGUGUCUGAGCAUCAUCUCCAUCGAUUGAAGGGGGAGCCCAAAAAUGAAAAUCCUAACGUCUAACAAUGUAUGUAAAGUUAAAGAACAGAAACAUUAAACUUUGUCUUAUUUUAAAAUAUA